AUGGAGCUUUCUGCCGAGGGUAAAACCCCGGAAUAUAUGGCUUUGGCCGGAAUUAAGUUCAAACUAAGUUUACCUCAUCUUAAAAAUGAUCCUCAGUUAAAAGAACAACUGCUACAAGGAAUCAAGAAUGGAAAUAUGGCUCCUUAUUACAAAGAAGUUUGCACUGAUCUUGGGUGGCCAAUGGAUCAGAAGUUAUACGAUCAGAUGACAAAAGAGAACCAAGAUAGGUUAGCUAACUUUAAAGAGGAUGAUUCGGAGACUCCUGUUUGGCAAGAUAGAUUGGAUUACUUGUGCUCCAUUGGGGACAAAGAAGCAGCAACUGCCCUGGCAACAUCAAAGUAUGAAGAUGCUACGUUGACCACAAACAGAAGAUUAGAUGGAAUCUUUGCCAUGUUUCGGAUUGCAUACUUUCAUGGCUGCAAUGUUAAAGAAAUGGGAAAAGCUAUCAACAAGGCACAUGAGCUGGUUGAUAAAGGUGGAGACUGGCGCUCCAGGAAUAAGCUUAAAGCUUAUGAAGCUAUCUACUGUCUUGCAGUCAGAGACUACAGCAAAGCAGCUGAUCUGUUUAUAGAUUGUGUUUCAACAUUUGAGUCUUAUGAACUGGUAGACUUUGGCACAAUUAUUCAGUAUUGUGUGUUAGCGUGUGCGCUAGCUCUCGAGCGCCACGCCUUGCAGUCAGCUCUGCGCCGACAAGGCGCGGCUGUUCAGGCGCUUCGUUCACGUUUCCCAGAGUUAAGAGAACUAGUUGAGUCUCUACAUGAAUGCCGCUAUGCUGACUUCCUCAAAAGUCUUGCUUGGGUCGAGACCCAGAUCUGCGUAGAUCCCGUGUUCCGCCCUCACUACCAGCAUUACGUUCGUGAGGCGCGCAUCAAGGCCUAUGUGCAGCUACUGCGCGCCUACCGCUCGCUCAGCCUUGACAACAUCGCAGACACGUUUGGAGUCACCCGGGAAUUUGUCGAGGAGGAAAUCUCUACGUUUACGGCAGCCGGUCGUCUUCAGUGCCGUAUCGACGCAGUAGCAGGGUGUGUAGUGACGGGCGCGGGCCGCGGAGCCGACGCCGAUCGCUCGCAGCUUUACCAGGCGACUAUCCGCGAAGGAGAUCUACUCCUCAACCGCGUCAAGAAACUAGCCAGCGUUAUCAACUUCUAA
Molecule: messenger RNA, 1149 nt
Organism: Arctia plantaginis
Lineage: Eukaryota; Metazoa; Arthropoda; Insecta; Lepidoptera; Erebidae
Source: the annotation of a GenBank genome assembly